GAUUGUUCAGUAUGCAACGCAGAUUAAUUCCGGUUCACCGAGCUCCAGCUAAGAUGAAUUUGGUUUUUGUUUUCUUGGCCCUCGUGGCAGUGUCUCAAGGUGUGCCGCUAGAAAGAUCCUUCGGUGGAAGGAUCGUCAACGGGGAGGAUGCUGAAGUAGGCGAAAUUCCGUUUCAAGUUUCCCUACAAACUUCGUACGGUUUUCACUUUUGUGGAGGCUCAGUCCUCACGGAAAACUACGUCGUUACAGCAGCCCACUGCGUCGCAGGUAAAGAAGCGGAGAACGUGAAGGUGAUCGCUGGCACGGUCGAUCUGGAGAAGCCUCACUCGAUUCACUACGUUAAAAAAAUAAUAAUCCACGCUGACUACGAUCCGUCCCAUUCCUGGUCGAACGACAUUGCCGUUCUGAAAGUAAACGAGCCUUUCGUCGUCUCGAAAACUAUUGCGUACGCGACUCUACCGAUGCAUAGUGAAGAAUUCGCGCCCGGCGUGGUCGCCGUUGCCUCAGGCUGGGGUCGUCUCUGGGAAGGAGGAGACACUCCUACGAAAUUACAACGCACCGACGUUAAGAUAUCGAGCCCAGAGUACUGCAACAAAGUUAACUCGGAUGCUGGAUACCCAGUUUACGAAGGUCAUAUCUGCGCUCACGAUCCCGACGUCAAAACUGGCCCGUGCCAUGGAGACUCCGGUGGACCAUUGGUCGUAGACGGUAAACUUGUAGGUCUCGCGUCCUGGGUCAUAAGCUGUGCUUCGACCAAGUAUCCGACGGUAUACACGAAAGUAUCCCAAUACGUAGACUGGCUCGAGGUCAACGCAGUUUAAUCCGAUUGGAUAUCCCUCUCCGAGUCAAAUUUCUUUUUCAUAUAAUCCUGCAGUUUUCUAUUGUUAAAAGUUCAGGCUUUUGGAAUAAAAUGUGUGGAUAUUUUUCAAACACCGUUAAAACUA
Molecule: messenger RNA, 944 nt
Organism: Venturia canescens
Lineage: Eukaryota; Metazoa; Arthropoda; Insecta; Hymenoptera; Ichneumonidae
Product: trypsin-1-like
Exons: 6
Coding region: 12-821 (269 amino acids)
Biological process (GO): proteolysis
Molecular function (GO): serine-type endopeptidase activity
Source: RefSeq, a predicted model, not a curated record